Phaeoacremonium minimum UCRPA7 is the source of this 1551-nucleotide messenger RNA. Its product is annotated as putative purine-cytosine permease protein. Bases 1 to 1551 code for a protein of 516 amino acids. Gene Ontology annotation, biological process: transmembrane transport. The record is from RefSeq and is a predicted model, not a curated record. The transcript has 3 exons. Lineage: Eukaryota; Fungi; Ascomycota; Sordariomycetes; Togniniales; Togniniaceae. Gene Ontology annotation, molecular function: transmembrane transporter activity. Gene Ontology annotation, cellular component: fungal-type vacuole membrane; plasma membrane.
AUGGCCGCCAAGAAGGACCUCGAGACUGGAGGUGGAGAGAAGUUCACGGAGCCAGAUACCGCAGUUGGCUAUGUUGGUGACGAGAAUGCGGUUCACAAGUCCGAGUUCGUUGCUGGCGACAGCAUCUACGCCAGACUCCAGAGAGCUGCAGGCAAGUUCGGUGUCGAGCAGCGUGGUAUUGAACGAGUUCCAAGUGAUGAGAGAACCGACGCUGGAAUGAGCAAAAUCGGUACUCUUUGGCUUUCCGCCAACAUGGUUGUCUCCUCCUUCGCUAUUGGCGCCUUGGCUCAACCCAUCUUUGCUCUGGGAUUUGUCGAUACCGCUUUGACAAUCAUCUUCAUCAACAUCCUUGGAAUUAUUCCCGUGUGCUUCUUCUCAACCUUCGGUCCUCGGUUCGGUCUUCGUCAAAUGGUUCUCUCUCGAUUCUACUUCGGUUAUUACGGUGUAAAGCUGAUCGCGAUCUUCAACAUUCUCGCCUGUAUCGGAUGGUCAUCUGUCAACGUUAUUGUAGGCGCUCAGCUUUUCAACGCUAUCAACCAUGAUAUGCCUGGCUGGGCCGGUAUUAUCGUCAUUGCCAUCUCGACACUCAUUAUUUGCACCUUUGGAUACAAGAUCGUGCACGCAUACGAGCGCUGGUCCUGGAUCCCCUGCUUGAUCAUCUUCCUCAUCGUUGCAGGCGAAUUCGGCCACUCCGGCAAGUUCAACAGCCUCCUGCCUCUUGAGCGCGGCCCAACCGAGGCAGGCAGCGUCCUCUCCUUUGCGGCCUCCGUCUACGGCUUCGCCACGGGCUGGUGCUCCUACGCCGCCGACUACACCGUCUACCAGCCGGUCGACCGUUCCCGCCGCUCCGUAUUCGCCUGGACCUUCGCCGGCCUAUUCCUGCCGCUGGUCUUCACCGAGCUACUCGGCGCGGCUGUCAUGACCGCUGCCGCCACGGACGAGACCUUCUCGGACGCGUACUUCGACUCGGGCAUCGGCGGCCUGCUCGCGACGGUGCUGGUCCCGCCCCUGGGCCGCUUCGGCGAGUUCUGCGUCGUGGUGCUCGCCCUGUCCAUCAUCGCCAACAACUGCCCCAACAUCUACUCGGUCGGCCUGACCCUGCAGGUGCUCGCCAAGGGCACGCAGCGCGUCCCCCGCUUCGUGUGGGUCUUCAUCGGCACCGGCGCCUACAUCGCCAUCAGCAUCCCCGGCUACGACCACUUCGAGUCCUGGCUCGAGAACUUCAUGCUGGUCAUCGGCUACUGGCUCGCCAUCUACGAGGGCAUCUCGCUCACCGAGCACUUUGUCUUCAAGCGCGGCUUCGGCGGCUACCACCCGGAGGACUACGUCAACCCCAGCAGACUGCCGCCCGGGUUCGCGGCCAUCACCGCCUUUGGCUUCGGCAUCAUGGGUGCGGUGCUCGGCAUGGCCCAGGUCUGGUUCACGGGACCAAUCGGCAAGCUCUGCGGUGGGGACUACGGCGGCGACGUUGGCUUCGAGCUCGCCUUUGCCUUCGCUGCCAUUUCGUAUCUUGCGCUGAGGACGGUCGAGAAGAGCUAUUUCAAGCGAUAG